GUGCCAACGCUGAUUAAUUAUACUUCUCGUUGUCUCAAUUCCAUCUCAUCUUACCCUCAUCUCACCGAGCUCCGUCAGCACUUCUACGAGAUCGGGGACAAACCAACUAGCACCCACAAUUGCAAGCACGAAAUGCCUACGCAAACCGAAGAAGCCCGCACCGCCGUAACCAACGAAAACUUACCACCCGUCAAUCCUACGCCAGCUCCACAAGACGUCCAGGACAAUGAAGCCCGCUACACAGCCCUCCGUUAUCGUGCCUCGCUGGGCGUCCUCGUUGUAGCGCCGGCUCUGAUCCUUCUCCCCCCGCGCAAGAUGGAUCUUUUCACCUUCGGCCUUGGUGCUUCCUGGAUCUACUGCCUCGGGGAAGUUGCGGAUCAGCAUGGCCGCGACCCCUGGCGUGGGUUUAAGCGGUAUGAGCAGUUUGGGAAAGGGGAGUUAGAAGGGAGGGGCACAGGGAGGGCGGUUGAGGUUAAUAGCGAGAUGGCUAAGGUUGGUGGAUGGAAGGGGGAGAAGGUUGUUAGGGAUGUUCGGCCUAAGGAGGAGGAGGGGAAGAGUAUUUCUCAGAUCAUUACGGAGCGGGUAUGGGAUGUUUGGGAGCAGAAGGAUAGUGAUCAGGAGGAGGGGAAGAAAGGGAAGAAGGGGAAGGGGUGAGUGGGAGUUGGUUGGGGAUUGAGUUGUGGGUUGCCCUUGUUCUUGUAUUUAUUGGGUCACUUAUUGCUGCUAAUCCUUCUGUAUCGUGUUGACCGCUGCCCGCCAUAGGGCUCUGCUCCUGCUCUUCUGCUCCUGCGUAUUUAUAACUACGUAUUUGUGACAAUUCAUUUCCCAACUAGAGACGGCUCUACUCUAAUAGUACUGCAUGUCUAUUUGGAACC
This is a messenger RNA of Tuber aestivum (summer truffle), 875 nucleotides long. NCBI's taxonomy places the organism in Eukaryota, Fungi, Ascomycota, Pezizomycetes, Pezizales, Tuberaceae. The record is from the annotation of a GenBank genome assembly.